This is a messenger RNA of Caenorhabditis angaria, 279 nucleotides long. The record is from the annotation of a GenBank genome assembly. NCBI's taxonomy places the organism in Eukaryota, Metazoa, Nematoda, Chromadorea, Rhabditida, Rhabditidae.
AUGGCGUCAAAUCUGGCAAAAUUAAUGACUGUUCUUAUCACAGUUCCAACCAAAGAAGUGGGUUUAACAAUUUCAAGGUAAAUAUUUCGAAAUUUUCCGUGUGAAAACUGUAUUUUCAGAAAAAUCGUUGAAGAAAAACUGGCAGCUUGUAUAAAUAUUAUUCCGGCAAUAACAUCGGUUUAUGAAUGGCAAGGAAAAUUGGAAGAAAGCGACGAACUACUUAUGAUUGUGAAAACGACGAAUGAACGAAUAAAUGAGUUAGAAAAAGUGAGGCAUUGA